AUUUAAACUUCCACCAAAAACAAACACUUUAACAACUCCAAGGCAUUGAUUUUAGGAAGAAGAAGAAUAUGAACUGGUCGAGAGGUGACUGGAUGUGUGGUGCUUGUGAACACGUAAACUUCAAGAAAAGAGAAGCUUGUCAAAGAUGUGGGUACUCAAAAUAUGGAGGCCCUCACCCUCAAUACCCAACCGCACAUGAACAUGGUAUCAAAACAGAAGAAGCUUUGGCUGGAGAUUGGUAUUGCAAAUGUGGAGCUCAUAAUUAUGCUACCCGAUCAAGCUGCUAUAGAUGUCAUGCAUAUAAGAGUCUUGAUCUUGGUGCCUUUCCUGGUUGGAAAUCUGGGGAUUGGAUCUGCACAAGAUGUGAAACCCACAAUUAUGCUAGCAGAAUGAAAUGCUACAAAUGCAGUUUUGGAGGAGCUGUUUGAAAUCGAGGGGUCUUGACAUAGAAAACAAGAUAACUCCGGGACUCUAAGCAUCUAUUGUAUGCAAUAGUAUAGUGCAUCUAAUUCGCACGGAGUAUCUGUCGAAACUUUCUCUUAUCUUAGUAUGGAACUGUAGGAUCUUUUUUCCUAGUCGUAUUGAAUUAGUAAAAAAAUAAAGGUUGGUGCUACGUCCCCUAUUGUUUGACUCAACAUUUAUUGGAGACAAGUCCCGACUUACUCGAGUGUCACAUGCCCAUCGGUUUCCAUCUUGAUUCGUCCCCGAGCCUCAUUCUACUCGAAAAGAUAUUGCUUUAAUACAUAUAACGAC
Cucurbita moschata (crookneck pumpkin) is the source of this 753-nucleotide messenger RNA. Its product is annotated as zinc finger Ran-binding domain-containing protein 2-like. Gene Ontology annotation, cellular component: cytoplasm. Gene Ontology annotation, molecular function: mRNA binding. Bases 69 to 428 code for a protein of 119 amino acids. The transcript is spliced from 4 exons. NCBI's taxonomy places the organism in Eukaryota, Viridiplantae, Streptophyta, Magnoliopsida, Cucurbitales, Cucurbitaceae. The record is from RefSeq and is a predicted model, not a curated record.